AUGGGCCCCCGUACCGACUCCUCAUGCUGCUGCCAGGCCCGUAGUCUGUCAUGGGCCCCUGUACCGCCUCCUCAUGCUGCUGCCAGGCCCGUAAUCUGCCAUGGGCCCCCGUACCGACUCCUCAUGCUGCUGCCAGGCCCGUAAUCUGUCAUGGGCCCCUGUACCGCCUCCUCAUGCUGCUGCCAGGUCCAGAGUGUGUCAUGGGUCCCUGUACGGCCUCCCAUUGCUGCUGUCUCCAUCGCCACACUCUGCCAUGUGCCACUUUCAGGUCUCCUCACACUGCUAGUGGGUUCCAUUUUGUCAUAGGGUGCUGGCAGAUUACGGGCCUCCCAUUGCUGCUGCCAGGCCCGUAAUCUGCCAUGGGCCCCCGUACCGACUCCUCAUGCUGCUGCCA
Molecule: messenger RNA, 394 nt
Organism: Staurois parvus
Lineage: Eukaryota; Metazoa; Chordata; Amphibia; Anura; Ranidae
Source: the annotation of a GenBank genome assembly